UGCACUAUCGCCCACUAGUGCAACACUCAGACAGUGUACUGUGUUUCCAUGGCUACGGUGUAGUGCAAAUUUUAUGCACGAAGUGGGAUUUUGCUACACCGUCUCAAAGAGAUCGUGUAGAACCAGUGUGACAUUUAAAAUUUGAAAAUAAAAGUCAAGCGGGAACAGAGUUUUAGCAUAAUAAUGAUACAGUGUACACCAUGGUAUGCACCACUCUAGUGUAGUGUAACAGGCACUGUAACUGAGUGUAGCGCUUACACGCAACUGGUGCGGCGUGAGACUGCACCUAGUGUAUCUCAAGAGAAAACGCUAUUAGACCAGGGGGUUGAUUCUGUAUCUUCAAUCAAGGUGAAAAUUACAAAAGUACAGAAUCGAUCCCAGACUUUACAUCGUCAGUCAUUAGAAGUAUUGGGUAGUUGGUUUCAUCAACUUUUUGGCGAACAGUAUGAAAUUACAACUGUUAAACCUGCCAAACUAUUUUAUGGAACAUGGGAGAUAAAGAGCAUCAUGUUCACUUUAGCGGUGGAAGUGGAUGUGGAAAAGAUAACAAUAUUAUGAUACAGCCACAGCGACAUGGUCAUAUAGAUGCUCAUUUAGGGUUCUUGCAACUGUAUCACAGAUAUCAUGUAGAAUUUUCAGUACCAUGGAACACAUGUAUUCAUCCAGACGAAAAGACAGUAGCUCCGGCAGUAAUUGCAGGAAGUCACAAUGCAAAUUGUCAUAUUGUUGAUUUUGCACAAGAAAAAGAUGGCUUAAGGUUAAAAGUUGAGCUAUUGGCAUAUAAGGAGAAAAUAUUAAAAGAGGAUGUUGAAGUGAUGUGUUGUCCAUCAGGUACUCCAUUAAAAAUUGUACUGAAUGCACGUGUGUUAGCUAAAGAUAAGGGUACACCAUUGUUGAGAAACGGCAUACGCAGUAUUGCUGUAGAAGGAACCAACGAAGAUGAAAUGUCUGAAUAAUGUUGCUUAUUAUCGAGCUGUCUUUCGCUGAUAAAUAUUUAAGCAUUUAAGUGCUGAAUACUAGUUAAAAGUUCAAAUGAAUGAACAACUCAGCAUAGCCAAAAGAUCUUGUAAUCAGACUACAGCAAACGUUGCAAUUGUAAAUGGCUAAGUUCCACGAAAGAAGAUAUAUAUAUUUGCCUACUGCUCUUAAGAAUAUAUCACGCGCAAAAUGUCUGCAAAAGCAAUAAUAUCACUUAUUCUUUAUCACUUAUUAUGUACGCAUUAUGUAUUAAACAAAUUCUAUUUUAUCAUUUUAUAUCAAUCGAUAUUGAUGUUAAUUUCCAACGAAACUUCCGCUAAAUAAACAUCAGUGGCACUAAAUUACUUUUCAGUUGUGAUCAUGAAGAUCAAUUAUUUGAAUAAACUGAGACGUAAAGUCCUCCCCAGUAUUAUUGUCAACCAUCUUUGGCAUUCUCAUUAAAAUCGCAUUAAUUUACCUUAUGUAUACAGAAUGUUCAAUUGUCAUUGCCCCAGGCAAAUAUCUUAAAAAAAAUACAUAAUAUACGAA
This is a messenger RNA of Trachymyrmex cornetzi, 1506 nucleotides long. Its product is annotated as UPF0687 protein C20orf27. The coding region runs from base 489 to 956 and encodes 155 amino acids. The transcript is spliced from 5 exons. NCBI's taxonomy places the organism in Eukaryota, Metazoa, Arthropoda, Insecta, Hymenoptera, Formicidae. The record is from RefSeq and is a predicted model, not a curated record.